AUGGACCGCUAUACCGACGGGAGACGAGAUGCGACAAGAAUCCUGGAGGGACUGGCAGCACAUGAGGCCCCUCUAUUGGAGGAGCUCAAGAUCACGCUUGAUCAGGAUUUCAGCUGGGACGACUACCACCCGACCACACUGCCAAACUUAUUCAAAGGCAGACCCCCACCCAGAUUGCAUCAUGUCUAUCUUGACGAGUGUCUGCUCAGAUUCCCACACGCAAUUUCCUCACCCUCCCUCACGAAACUCACCCUCAACAACUCUUGCCUGUGGUCUACAGUCGACGAAAUGAUCGAGUUCUUCAAGCUCGUUCCCCAGCUCGAGUCAUUCCGAUUCGUCUAUCCUAGCGAUCACAAUCACGGCUUCUCAACGCAACCCUCGCGCAUCCAUCCGUUACGUUGCGUCUCACUCCCCAAUCUCGACGACUUCAAUGUCGAAGCCUCGCUGGACGCUGGACUGGCCAUGUUCAGCUAUAUGGCCUUCCCACAGGAAGCUCACCUCGCAUUAACGCCGAGCGACUGCGAGUCUUCCUCCCUGGACCGCUACACCGAAGACGAAUUGGGGAUCCUCCUCGCCCGCGCCUCUUCCGCCGUGCGCGCCCACUUCGCAGAGCGCAUUGAGGAGGAUGUAUCCUUUAAAUCUGUUACCCUCCACAUUAGCCAUAUCUCGGCCGCGCGAUUACAUCUCGGCAUUCCGUGUGGCCUUCGAGGCGCGCCUCAAGUUCGCGCAGCGGCGGCAUCUGCGUACACGACCAUACCCAUCAUCGCAGACGCGCGGUAUCUCGCCAUCGAUGGAGAGAUGAGCGUCUUCAAUAUGAGGGACCUUGCGUGCUUCAAGCACGUCGAGCACCUGCACGUCGAAGGCAUCGCGUCUGUUCUACUGGACUCUGCGUUGCACGAUGACGACCCUUUCAUGGAUGGAAUGUUUCCCGAGUGUACAGGGAUCACGAUCGGGGGUUUCGACUUCGUCAAGUGGCCGGGUACGAGGCGCGAUGGGUGCUUAGUACCCGAAGGCUUUGCGCAACAUUUCGCGGACGUACUGCAUAGGUGGUGUCGGCGGGCCGGGUUUGAAGUCGGCGUCAAGUUCAGGCGAUGUUUCCUGUCACCUGAUCAAGUGGCCCUCUUCAGAGAGAAGUUUGGUCCCCGCUGUAUAAUACGUGUGCGUUGA
This is a messenger RNA of Peniophora sp. CBMAI 1063, 1167 nucleotides long. The record is from the annotation of a GenBank genome assembly. NCBI's taxonomy places the organism in Eukaryota, Fungi, Basidiomycota, Agaricomycetes, Russulales, Peniophoraceae.